Molecule: messenger RNA, 13631 nt
Organism: Oenanthe melanoleuca
Lineage: Eukaryota; Metazoa; Chordata; Aves; Passeriformes; Muscicapidae
Gene: DNAH17
Product: dynein axonemal heavy chain 17
Exons: 80
Coding region: 1-13500 (4499 amino acids)
Biological process (GO): microtubule-based movement
Cellular component (GO): dynein complex
Molecular function (GO): ATP binding; ATP hydrolysis activity; dynein intermediate chain binding
Source: RefSeq, a predicted model, not a curated record
AUGGCAGCCCCACAGGAUGAGAGGUUGGAGCUCCUGGAGAGCUUGGCCACGGGGCUGCUGCGCGUCCGGCCGGACAAGUGGACCAAGUUUGUGGUCAGCGAGGAGACUUCAACUAUGCUGGACAAGUUCUUCAAGCUGCCAGAAAUGCAGGAGCUGGUGCUGGUGCUGAACCCUGCUGGGCAGAUCCUGCCCACUACCUGCUUCCCACCUGCCAUAAAGGGCAAGGGAAUCUACUGUGUGAAGAAGAAGGGGGACAGCAUCCCCGGGGAGAACUGCCGGAGCGCUCUGCUGGUGGGAGACAUCGGCCCCUCGCCCGUGGAGCAGCUCAUUGCUGUGCUGAUGGAGGUCGUGUCCCCUCUGCUGCUGAGCCAGGAGGAGGGGUCGGGCUGGCCCAGGAUUGUGGUGGAGGACGUCGUGAGACAGACUCGCCAGCUGCAGAACAAGCUGUUGGUGAUGAGCGGGAAGAUCCAGGGAAAGCCCCUGCUGCCCCUGCCCGAGCACCUGGUCAGCUGGGAUGAUGCAGGGCUCCCAGGGGCCAUAACCCAUCUGCCUUCCAGCCUGGUGGAGCCCAUAGACGGUGCAGUGCUGCACUCCAUCGAGACUGUUGUCAUCGAGUGGUUCCAGCAGGUUGAGGAGAUCUUCAGCCAGGACCCAGCUCAGCAGCUGCUGGAGGGGCUGCACCCCCUGCCCAAGGUGGAGUUUGAUUUCUGGCAGACCAGGAUGACCAGCUUGGAGUGCAUCAUCCAGCAGCUGCACUCGCCCCAGGUGUCGGUGCUGGCCAAGGCUCUGGAGAAGGCUGACAGCUGCUACUGGCCCUCCCUGCAGAACAUGUUCAGCGCUGUCACUGGGGGUCUGGAGGAGGCCAAGGAUGUCAGCCUCCACCUGCAACCGCUGCAGGCGCUGCUGGAGGACAUGGAGCAAGCAGAUUACUUCCAGCUGCAGCCCCUCGUGCCCAAGGUGCUCUGCACUGUCUGCCUGCUCCGCACCCACUGCAUGCACUACCACUCACCUGCCCACGUAGCCCGCAUCCUGCAGGAGAUCUGCAACUUCUUCAUCAGCCUGACCUACAAAUUCCUGAACCCGGAGGACAUGCUGAAGGGGCUGCAAGGGGAGCCCCAGGAGGGGCUGGCGGGACUCACACUCGCCAUCUCCACCACAGAGAAGUUCUUCCAGUCCUACAGCACCUACUGCUCCGAGCUCAUGCCCACGUUCUUCCCGGAGCAGCCAGAGCUCUGGGAGUUUCCUCCCACUCAGCUCUUUGGGAGGAUGGCCGCCUUCUUGCACAGGCUCAAGGACAUCAAGGAGCUGUUCCAGGCAGCCAUCGACUUCCUGAAGCUGGAGAAGACGGUGCUGGGAGGGGUGCGAGGAAACUUCCUGGGCACCUGGGUGCUGAGGAUCUCUGAGGAGAUCUGUGAGGCCACCAAGGCUUUUGCUGACUGCAAAUAUGAUCCCUUGGAUCCCGAUGAAGAGCAAUGGAAUACAGACUUUGAAGAGUUCCAGAAGAAGGUUGAGGAUGCCAACAAGCAGCUGGCUGCCAUCUUCUGCCAAGGCUUUGAUGACUGCAACCGCCUGACAGCGGCUGUGCAGCUGAUGCACAUGUUUGGCUCCGUGCUGGAGCGGCCCCUGGUCAAGGCUGAGGCUUCCCCCUGCUACGUGGCCCUGCUGGGGAUGUUCGAGGCAGAGCUGGACAGCGUGAAGGCGCUGUAUGACACCAGGAUGGUGUCCCCACCGCCCCACGGGGGGGCCCCGGCCAUCCACAAGAACCUGCCCCAGGUGGCUGGGAAGCUGAAGUGGGCUCUGGAGCUGCAGCAGCGGCUGGAGGGGCCACACAAGGACUUGCUGGCCAUGGACCACCCUGCCAUGGGCGGUGCUGAGGCCGAGACCGUGUCCGCAAAGUACGAGGAGAUGAUGGGGAUGCUGCAGAGCUACAGCCAGGGGAUCUACGAGGAGUGGGCAAGUGGGCCUGGGCAGGAUUGCCACUUCAGCCUGGAGCAGCCCCUGCUGCGGAGGGACCCUGAGUCUAAGCUCCUGCACGUGAACUUCAGCAGAGAGCUCUCUGCCGUCCUGAGGGAGGUCAAGUACCUGCACAUCCAGCAGCAGCCGGACAUCCCAAGCAAUGCUGAGAGCCUCUACGCCCAGAAUGAGACUUUCCAGAACAUAGGGGACAACCUGGCGCUCAUCGUGGGCUGGUACAACGAGGUGAAGCAGCAGCUGAUGCCAGUGGAGAAGCCACUGCUGGAAGAGGAGCUGGAGGCCCUGGACGUCCGCCUGGCCACUGGUGAGAAGACUCUGUUCUGGAACCAUGAAGGUGUCAUGGAAUACAUCCAGGAGAUGAGGGACAGCCUGCAUGACCUGCAGAAACGGGUCCAGGGUGCGAAGCUGAACCUGCAGAGCAUCAGCCAGAUGAUGGAGAACUGCUCAGCCACUCCCUUGUUUGGAAGAAAGGACAACAAGGAAGCGGCGCUCCUGGACCUGGAUGGGAAGGAAAACGCCUUGGCUCAGCGCCGCGCCCUCAUCGAGAGCACGGGCGAGAAGAUCCAGGCCAUGGUGAAGGAGAACGCAGAGCUGUUCAAGGCUGCCUUGGCCGCUCAGAUCUGGCGAGACUACGUGGCCUACAUCGACAGGAUCAUCUUGGAUGGGCUCUGCACGCUCGUCCACAGAACCCUGCAGCUGCUGCUCACCAACAUGGACCCCGAGGCGCAGGUGGCGCCGCUGUUCGAGGUGCGCAUGGAGCUGGCCGAGGGCCGCGUGCAGUACCAGCCCUCGCUGGACGCGGGGGCCGGUGACAGCUUCCUGGUGCUGGUGGAGGGGCUGCUCGGCGACACCGAGUCCGUGGCAGCGUCCAUGCCACGGCUGCUGGAGGGGGCGGUGAGCUACAAGACAGCGCUGGAGGAGCAGGCAGAGCUCCUGAGGAUGCAGGAGACGCUGAUGUCGCUGGUGGUGAGCACCAUGGCAGAAGGUGAAGAAUUCAGUGCCAGCUUUGAGGAACUCUCCUACCUGUGGCAGGAGAGCGCCGAGGAGUUCCUGGAGCGCUUCCUCACCAUGGACAGAACUGCCGAGCCCGGAGAGGGGGGGGCACAGCCAGGCACAGAGAAACAGCCAGGCACAGAGAAACAGCCGGGCACGGAGGCACAGCCGGGCACGGAGGCACAGCCAGACACAGAGAAACCGCCAGAGCCUGGGAAACCCUUGGCACCUGGGCUGCCACCCCUCCAGCUCUUUCAACAGGAGAUCGACACGCUGGAGGCACUGUACGAGGAGGUGCUGGGGUUUGAGGAAACCAGGGUGUUUGGGGGGUGGCUGCAGAGCGACUGCCGCCCCUUCAAGAAGGCGCUGCUGGAUGCCAUCAAGGGCCACAGCCUGGUGCUCCGGCACUUCCUCGCCAACCACGUCACCAGCAGCCUCCAGGAGCUGCAGGAUUUCAUCCAAGAGUCCACUGCCGGCUUGAGUAAACCUCUGGAGGAGGGAGACUACGAAGGACUGGUGGCAGUGAUGGCACACCUGGCGAAGGUCAGGGAGAGGCAGGAGGCCACUGACGUCAUGUUCGAGCCCCUGAAGGAGACGGUUGCGCUGCUCAAGACUUACGGGGACAAGAUGCCGGAUGAGAUCCACCUGCAGCUCCAGAAGCUGCCCGAGCAGUGGGACAACAACAAGAAGCUGUGCCUGCGGGUGGCGGAGAGCGCGGCGCCCCUGCAAGCGGCCGAGGCCGCCAUCCUCCGCGACAAGUGCCAGGACUUCGAGGUCAAGCAGCUCGCCUUCCGGGAGACUUUCCUGAGCAAAGCGCCCUUCUCGUACACAGAGCCAGAGCCCUACAAGAAAAUGAACAGGCAACAUGUAGGCAUCCUGGCCUUGGAGGAGGAAAUGGCAGCCCUGGCCACCUCAGCUGCGCUGUUUGAGGUGUCAGUCCCCGAGUACAAACAGCUGAAGCUGUGCCGCAAGGAGCUGCGCCUGCUGAAGGACCUGUGGGACAUGGUGACCCUGGUGAACUUGAACAUUGAAGCCUGGAAGACAACCAAGUGGGCAGAGCUCAACGUCGAGGAUAUGGACAUCGAGUGCAAGAAGUUCGCCAAGGACAUCCGGGGCUUGGACAGGGAGGUGAAGAGCUGGGACGCGUUCUCGGGGCUGGACAGCAGCAUGAAGAACAUGAUAACGUCCCUGCGCGCCGUGAGCGAGCUGCAGAACCCGGCCAUCAGGGACCGCCACUGGCAGGAGCUGGUGCACACAGCCAAGGUGGAAUUCACCAUGUCUGAGAAAACCACGCUGGCCGAUCUGCUGCAGCUGAACCUGCACAAGUUUGAGGAGGAGGUUCGGGGCAUUGUGGACAAGGCAUCGAAGGAGGCUGGGAUGGAGAAGGUGCUGAAUGCCCUGGACAGCACUUGGGCAACCCUGGAGUUUGAGUACGAGUCCCACAGCAGGACCCAGCUCACCCUGCUCAAGGUGGACGAGUCGCUCAUCGAGACGCUGGAGGACAACCAAAUGCAGCUGCAGAACGUGUUGGCCUCCAAGUACCGAGCCUUCUUCCUCCAGAGGGCACAGGAGUGGCAGAACAAGCUGUCAACCACUGACACUGUUAUCAACACCUGGCUCGAGGUGCAGAGGAAGUGGAGUCACCUGGAAACCAUCUUCAUAGCCUCUGAGGACACUCGCAGUCAGCUGCCAGAGGAGUCCAAGAAAUUUGAUACCAUUGACGAGGAUUUCCGAGAGCUGAUGGCUGAUGCAGUGAAAACUCCCAAUGUGAUUGAAUGCACCAACAAGCCCGGGCUGCACACGCGGCUGGAAGCGCUGCAGGAAAGGCUGGCAGUCUGUGAGAAGGCCUUGGCUGAAUACCUUGAGACCAAAAGACUGGCUUUUCCUCGGUUCUAUUUUGUUUCCUCUGCGGACCUACUGGAUAUUUUAUCAAAGGGGACCGAGCCCCUUGAGGUGUCGCGGCACUUGACGAAGCUGUUUGACAGUUUGGCCAAGCUGGAGUUCGUGCUGGACUCAGACAAGAAGCCUCAGAAGAUGGCCCACGGGAUGUUCAGCCGGGACGGGGAGUACGUGGCCUUCGAUGCAGACUGUGACCUGUCUGGCCAGGUGGAGAUUUGGCUGAACCGGCUGCUGGAGCGCAUGCGCUCGACGCUGCGCAGCCUCAUGCCCCAGGCCCUGGGCACCUACGAGGACAAGCCGCGGGAGCAGUGGGUGUUUGACUACCCAGCCCAGAUCGCUCUCACGUGCACCCAGAUCGCCUGGACCUCCGAGGUUGGUGUUGCCUUUGCGAGUCUGGAGAAAGGUUACGAGAAUGCCCUGAAGGAUUAUAACAAAAAGCAGAUCGCUCGGCUGAACGCCCUGAUUUCCCUGCUCCUGGGGAACCUGAGUGCUGGAGACAGAAUGAAGAUCAUGACAAUCUGUACUAUUGACGUCCAUGCAAGGGAUGUUCUGGCCAAAAUGGUCCAAACAAAGGUGGAGAGCUCGCAGGCGUUUGCCUGGCAGUCGCAGCUGCGGCACCGCUGGGACGAUGGGGAGCGGCACUGCUUCGCCAACAUCUGCGACGCGCAGCUGCUGUACGCCUACGAGUACCUGGGGAACACGCCCCGGCUGGUCAUCACGCCCCUGACGGACAGGUGCUACAUCACCCUGACACAGUCCCUGCACCUCUACAUGGGGGGAGCCCCCGCCGGCCCCGCGGGCACCGGCAAAACCGAGACCACCAAGGACCUGGGCCGGGCCGUGGGCAUGAUGGUGUACGUGUUCAACUGCUCCGAGCAGAUGGACUACAAGUCCUGUGGGAACAUCUACAAAGGACUCGCCCAGACAGGCGCCUGGGGCUGCUUCGACGAGUUCAAUCGCAUUUUGGUGGAGGUCCUGUCGGUCAUUGCCGUGCAGGUCAAAUCCAUUCAGGAUGCAAUCCGUGCCAAGAAGAAAACGUUCAACUUCCUAGGGGAGAUGAUCUCGCUGGUGCCCUCGGUGGGGCUGUUCAUCACCAUGAACCCCGGCUACGCCGGGCGCACCGAGCUGCCCGAGAACCUGAAGGCUCUGUUCAGACCCUGCGCUAUGGUGGUCCCUGAUUUCGAACUGAUCUGUGAAAUCAUGCUCGUGGCAGAGGGAUUUCUUGAGGCCAGGCUCCUGGCAAGAAAGUUCAUCACUCUCUACACACUCUGCAAAGAGCUGCUGUCAAAACAGGACCAUUACGACUGGGGGCUGCGGGCCAUCAAGUCCGUGCUGGUGGUGGCAGGCUCCUUGAAGAGGGGGGACCCUGGCUCUGCAGAGGACCAGGUUUUGAUGAGAGCUCUGCGAGACUUCAAUAUCCCCAAGAUCGUGACAGAUGACUUGCCUGUGUUCAUGGGGCUGAUUGGAGACCUGUUUCCAGCACUGGACGUGCCCAGGAAGAGGGACCUCAACUUUGAGAAGGUCAUCCGAGAGUCCGUGCUGGAGCUGAAGCUGCAGGCAGAGGAGAAUUUUGUGCUGAAGGUGGUGCAGCUGGAGGAGCUGCUGCAAGUGCGACACUCGGUCUUCGUGGUGGGCAACGCCGGCUGCGGCAAGUCCCAGGUGCUGAAGUCGCUCAACAAGACGUACCAGAGGCUGAAGAGGAGGCCAGUCACUGUGGACCUCGACCCCAAGGCUGUGACCUGCGAUGAGCUGUUUGGGAUCAUUCACCCAGCCACGCGGGAAUGGAAGGAUGGUCUGUUCUCCACAGCAAUGCGUGACCUGGCCAACAUCACACACGAUGGGCCCAAGUGGAUCAUCCUGGACGGAGACAUUGACCCCAUGUGGAUCGAGUCCCUGAACACAGUCAUGGAUGACAAUAAGGUGCUCACCUUGGCCAGCAACGAGCGCAUCCCCCUCACGCCCACCAUGCGGCUCAUCUUCGAGAUCAGCCACCUGCGCACGGCCACGCCGGCCACCGUGUCCCGCGCCGGGAUCCUCUACAUCAACCCCGCAGACCUGGGCUGGAACCCCAUUGUGACCAGCUGGAUUGAGACAAGGACAGUGAAGUCUGAGAAGGCUGCUCUGAUGAUCCUCUUUGACAAGUACCUGCCACCAUGCCUGGAGAAGCUCAGGUCUGGGUUCAAGACCAUCACCCCUGUCCCUGAGGUCACGGCCAUACAGACAGUUCUGUCCCUGCUCGAGUGUUUCCUGACACCGAAGAACGUCCCGCCAGACUCACCCCGGGAGCAAUACGAGCUCUUUUUCGUCUUUGCCUGUAUCUGGGCCUUUGGUGGGGCCUUGUUCCAGGACCAGCUGGUUGAUCACCGUGCACAGUUCAGCAAGUGGUGGCUGGGGGAAUUUAAAGCCAUCAAGUUUCCCAAUCAGGGGACAAUUUUUGACUAUUACAUUCAUCCAGAAAAGAAGACAUUCAAUUCCUGGGAUGAAAGAGUGCCAGCGUUUGAGCUCGACCCCGAUGUGCCCUUGCAGGCUGCCGUGGUGCACACCACAGAGACCAUUCGCCUCCGCUACUUCAUGGACCUGCUGAUGGAGAAGCAGCGGCCGGUGAUGCUGGUGGGCAACGCAGGGACAGGAAAAUCGGUCCUGAUGUGGGACAAGCUGGAAGCACUUGGCACAGAUGAAUACCUGGUGCAGUCUGUGCCCCUCAACUUCUACACAACCUCGGCCAUGCUGCAGGGUGUCCUUGAGAAACCCCUGGAGAAGAAAUCAGGCAGAAUUUAUGGCCCACCUGGCACCAAAAGGCUGAUCUACUUCAUCGACGACAUGAACAUGCCGGAGGUGGACAAGUACGGCACUGUGGCACCACACACGCUGAUCCGGCAGCACCUGGACCACGGGCACUGGUACGACAGGAGCAAGCUGACCCUGAAGGACAUCCGCAACUGCCAGUACGUGGCGUGCAUGAACCCGACGGCGGGCUCCUUCACCAUCGACUCCCGGCUGCAGCGCCACUUCUGCGUGCUGGCCGUGUGCUUCCCCAGCCGCGAGGCCCUGCACACCGUGUACGGCACCAUCCUGCAGCAGCACCUGGCCCGGAACAGCAUGCCCCUGCCGCUGCAGAGGAUGCAGCCCCAGCUGGUGGCAGCAGCGCUGGCCCUGCACCAGAAGGUUGCCUCCAACUUUCUGCCAACAGCCAUCAAGUUCCACUACAUCUUCAACCUGCGGGACCUCUCCAACAUAUUCCAGGGGCUGCUCUUCUCCACCUCUGAAUGCCUGAAAACCCCAGUGGACUUGGUGCGUCUCUGGCUUCACGAGGCAGAGAGGGUGUAUGGAGACAAGCUUGUCGAUGAAGAGGAUCAGUACAGCUUCAAGAAGCUGCUGGCUGACAUCUGCAAAGCCUCCUUUCAGGAUCUCAACGAGGAGCUGAUGUUCGCCAAGCCCAACAUCUACUGCCACUUUGCCCAGGGCAUGGACGACUUCAGGUACAUGCCAGUGACAAACUGGGCAUCUCUGAGUGACCUGCUGGGGGAAGCCCUGGACAGCUACAACGAGGUGAAUGCAGUGAUGAACCUGGUGCUCUUUGAAGAUGCAGUGUCUCACAUUUGCAGAAUCAGCCGGAUCCUGGAGUCUCCUCGGGGCAACGCGCUGCUGGUGGGGGUGGGGGGCAGUGGAAAGCAAAGCCUGGCGCGGCUGGCAGCUCACAUCAGCAACCUGAGCGUCUUCCAGAUCACGCUGAGGAAGGGCUAUGGCAUCCCAGACCUGAAGCUGGACCUCGCCUCCCAGUACAUCAAAGCAGCUGUGAAGAACAUCCCCGGCGUGUUCCUGAUGACAGACUCCCAGGUGGCUGAGGAAUCAUUCCUGGUUGUGAUCAACGAUUUCUUGGCAUCUGGGGAGGUGCCAGGACUCUUUCAGGACACUGACAUGGAAACCAUCAUCGGGUCCAUGAGGCCUCAAGUGAAGUCCCUUGGAAUGGAGGAUACAAAGGAAAACUGCUGGAAAUUAUUUAUAGAAAAAGUCAGGCGCCAGUUAAAGGUGGUGCUCUGCUUCUCGCCCGUGGGCUCCACGCUGCGAGUGCGGGCCAGGAGGUUCCCGGCCGUGGUGAACUGCACGGCCAUCGACUGGUUCCACGAGUGGCCCGAGGACGCGCUCGUGUCCGUCAGCAGCAGGUUCCUGGAGGAAACACCAGACAUCGAGCCUGAGGUCAAGGCCUCCAUCAGCCAGUUCAUGUCCUUCGUCCACACGAGUUCAAAGGAGAUGUCCAAGAUCUACCUGGCUGUGGAGAGACGCUACAAUUACACCACGCCAAAGACCUUCCUGGAGCAGAUAAAGCUCUACCAAAACCUGCUGGCAGAUAAAAGGAGCAAGCUCUCUGCCAGCAUCGACAGGCUGGAGAAGGGGCUGAUGAAGCUGCAGAGCACAGCAUCACAGGUGGAUGACCUGAAAGCCAUGCUGGCAGUCCAGGAGGUAGAGCUGAAGCAGAAGAACGAGGACACAGACAAACUGAUCCAGGUGGUGGGUAUUGAGACAGAGAAGGUCAGCAAGGAGAAAGCCAUUGCUGAUGAGGAGGAGCUGAAGGUGGAGGCCAUCAACAAGAUGGUGGCUGAGAAGCAGCGAGCCUGUGCCAGCGACCUGGCAGAGGCAGAGGUGGUGCUGUCGGCCGCCCGCGAGGCCCUGGACACGCUCAACAAGUACAACCUGACAGAGCUCAAGUCCUUUGGGGCCCCUCCACCAGAGGUGGUGAACGUGAUGGCAGCUGUGCUGAUUCUGACGGCCGAAAACGGCAAAAUUCCCAAGGACAAGAGCUGGACAGCAGGAAAAGUCAAGAUAGGAAAAGCAGACACUUUCCUUGCAAGCUUGAAAAACUAUGAUGGGGAAAACAUCCCUGAGCCCUGUCUCAAGGCAUUUGAGCCGUACCGCAAGGACCCCAGCUUUAACCCCGAGUUCAUCAAGUCCAAGUCCACGGCGGCGGCCGGGCUGUGCUCCUGGUGCCUGAACAUGGUGCGUUUCUACGAGGUGCACUGCACGGUGAAGCCCAAGCGGCAGGCGGUGGCGGACGCGGACGCGGAGCUGGCGGAGGCGCAGCACCGGCUGAGCAAGAUCAAGAGCAAGAUCGCGGCCCUGAAUGCAAAUCUGGCGACUCUGACUGCUCAGUUUGAGAAAGCCACAGCAGAGAAGAUCAAAUGCCAGCAGGAGGCCGACGAAACCAGCAAAGUCAUCAACUUGGCAAACAGGCUCGUUGGGGGGCUGGCGUCCGAGAACGUGCGCUGGGCUGAGUCCGUGGAGCAGCUCAAGGAGCAGGGCAAGACGCUGUGCGGGGACGUGCUGCUGGUCUCUGCCUUCGUCUCCUACAUCGGGUACUUCACCAAGAAGUACAGGGCUGAGCUCCUGGAGAAGCACUGGCUGCCCUACCUGCACGGGCUGAAGGUGCCCAUCCCCAUCACCCCCGAGCUGGACCCCCUCAGCCUCCUCACCGACUCUGCCGACGUGGCUGCCUGGAACAACCAGGGGCUGCCCAGCGACCGCACCUCCACCGAGAACGCCGCCAUCCUCUGCAGCACCGAGCGCUGGCCGCUGCUCGUGGACGCCCAGCUGCAGGGCAGCAAGUGGAUCAAGAACAAGUUUGGGGAGGACCUGCAGAUCGUGCGCCUGGGCCAGCGCAGGUACCUGGACACCAUUGCCCAGGCGGUGUCUGAGGGACAGACGCUGCUGAUCGAGGACAUCGGGGAGACGCUGGAGGCAGUGCUGGACCCUCUGCUGGGCAGGACCACCAAGGGCAGAUACAUGAGAAUUGGAGAUAAGGAAGUAGAGUACAACCAGCAGUUCCGCCUAAUCCUGCACACCCGAUGUUUCAACCCGCACUACAAGCCAGAGGUGCAGGCUCAGUGCACCCUCAUCAACUUCUUGGUGACACGGGAGGGCCUGGAGGACCAACUGCUGGCAGCUGUGGUGGCCCGGGAGCGGCCAGACCUGGAGGCCCUGAAGGCAAGCCUGACCAAGAGCCAGAACGAGUUCAAGAUCAAGCUGAAGGAGCUGGAGGACUCGCUGCUCGCCCGGCUGUCGGCUGCCGGGGGGGAUUUCCUGCGGGACACGGCGCUGGUGGAGAACCUGGAGAUAACAAAGCGCACAGCCAAGGAAAUUGAGGAGAAGGUAAAAGAAGCUAAAGUCACUGAAGUACAAAUAAACGAAGCGAGAGAGAACUACCGGCCGGCAGCAGAGCGUGCAUCCCUCCUGUACUUCAUCCUGAGUGACCUUUGCAAGAUCAACCCCAUCUACCAGUUCUCUCUGAAGGCCUUCAAUGGGGUUUUUGAGAAAGCCAUCCAAAGGGCCAUCCCCAGCGAGGAGAUCCGGCAGAGGGUGAUCAACCUGACAGACCAGAUCACCUACUCAGUCUACGUGUACACGGCACAGGGCCUCUUUGAGAGAGACAAACUCAUCUUCCUGGCCCAGGUCACCUUCCAGGUCCUGGCCCUCAAGAAAGAAGUGAACCCAGCAGAGCUGGACUUUCUCCUGCGCUUCCCUGCCAAGACUGGUGUCACGUCCCCUGUGGACUUCCUGCAGAACCAGGGCUGGGGUGCUGUCAAGGCACUUUCAGAAAUGGAAGAGUUCGGCAGCCUGGAGAACGACAUUGAGAGCUCAGCAAAGCGAUGGAAGAGGUUUGUGGAGAUGGAGGCGCCGGAGAACGAGGUGUUCCCCAUGGACUGGAAGAACAAGACAGCCCUGCAGAAGCUGUGUGUGCUGCGCUGCCUGCGCCCUGACAGGAUGACCUAUGCCAUCAGGAAAUUCGUGGAAGAGAAGAUGGGAAGCAAGUAUGUGAAAGGCAGGAGCAUUGACCUCUCUGAGGUGUACAAGGAGAGCAGCCCCUCCACGCCCCUGUUCUUCAUCCUGUCCCCCGGUGUUGACCCGCUGAAGGACGUGGAAGCGCUGGGCACGAGGCUGGGCUUCACCAUUGACAACGGGAAGAUCCACAACGUGUCCCUGGGGCAAGGCCAGGAGAUUGUGGCAGAGCAUGCCAUGGAGGUGGCAGCUGCAGAGGGCCACUGGGUCAUCCUGCAGAACAUCCACCUGGUGGCCCGCUGGCUGGAUGCUCUGGAGAAGCUGGUGGAGCAGCACAGCGAGGACAGCCACCCCGAGUACCGGCUGUUCAUGAGCGCCGAGCCGGCCCCCAGCCCCGAGACACACAUCAUCCCCCAGGGGCUGCUGGACAACUCCAUCAAGAUCACCAGCGAGCCACCGACCGGCAUGCGUGCCAACCUGCACGGAGCCCUCGACCUGUUCUCCCAGGAAACACUGGAGCAGUGCAGCAAAGAAACGGAGUUCAGGUGCAUCCUGUUUGCACUUUGCUACUUCCAUGCAGCGGUGGCUGAGCGGCGCAGGUUUGGGACCCAGGGCUGGAACAGGUCCUACCCCUUCAACAACGGCGACCUGACUGUCUCUGUGAAUGUCCUGCAAAACUACCUGGAGGCCAACCCCAAGGUGCCGUGGGAUGACCUCCGGUACCUGUUUGGUGAGAUCAUGUACGGGGGGCACAUCACCGACGACUGGGACCGCCGGCUGUGCCGCACCUACCUGAGCGAGUACGUGCAGCCCGAGAUGCUGGACGGGGAGGUGGCCUUGGCUCCAGGCUUCAUGAUCCCUCCCCGCUUGGAUUACGAGGACUACCACCAGUACAUCGAUGACAACCUGCCAGGAGAGAGCCCCCACCUGUAUGGCCUGCACCCCAAUGCAGAGAUGGGUUUCCUGACCGUCACCUCGGACAGGCUCUUCCGCACGGUGCUGGAGCUGCAGCCCAAGGAAUCCGAGGCUGCCGGGGGCACAGGGGCCUCCCGAGAGGAACAGGUGAAGGCAGUCCUGGAUGAAAUCCUUGGGCAGCUGCCAGAGCCAUUCAACAUGGAGGAGAUGAUGGCAAAGGCAAAGGAAAAGACCCCAUACACGGUUGUAGCCCUCCAGGAAUGUGAAAGGAUGAACAUCCUGACCAACGAGAUCAGGCGCUCGCUGAAGGAGCUGGACCUGGGGCUGCAGGGAGAGCUGACCAUUACAUCCGAGAUGGAAGAGCUGGCCAACGCUCUCUUCUAUGACAGCGUUCCAGAAUCCUGGACACGCUAUGCCUACCCCUCCCUGCUCAGCCUGGCAACCUGGUAUGCAGACCUGCUGCAGAGGAUCAGGGAACUGGAAGUCUGGUCAACAGAUUUUGUGCUGCCUGCAACAGUGUGGCUGGCAGGAUUCUUCAACCCCCAAUCCUUCCUGACAGCCAUCAUGCAGUCCACAGCCAGGAAAAAGCAGUGGCCCCUGGAUAAGAUGUGUCUGGCAGCAGAGGUGACAAAGAAAACCCGUGAGGAGAUAACAUUUCCCCCUAGAGAAGGCUCCUACGUGCACGGGCUGUUCAUGGAAGGCGCGCGCUGGGACGUGGCGGCCGGCUCCAUCGCGGACGCACGCAUGAAGGAGCUGACCCCCGAGGUGCCCGUGAUCCUGCUCAGAGCCAUCCCCGUGGACCGCAUGGACACCACCAACGUCUACGAGUGUCCUGUCUACAAGACACGGUCGCGAGGGCCCACCUACGUCUGGACCUUCAACCUGAAGACGAAGGAAAAAGCUGCCAAGUGGGUCCUGGCUGGUGUGGCUCUGCUCCUAGAGGCCUAGACUUUUUAAUGGCAAUGAAAAACAGCAAUAUUUUUACUUGUAAAAACCUCCAAGUUGUGUAACUCAGUCUAUGUUUGAUUGUACCAGAACCAUUUUAGCAAAGUAUCAAUAAAACCAGAGCUGGAAGCUGC